AUGCCGAUGGACGUAAGGAGUCCGCUGGUGAAUGACGAUGAACUUAGCUGUGGGUUUCAGCUAAAAGGAGGAGACUGCACCGUUCCAAAUGCCAGUCACUGGAACAAAGAGCAUAAACCAAUCUCUGAAUACAAAACUCUCAGAGCAGCAAGGAGGAGAUGCCGCUGCGUACGACUCUGUAGCCAGAAAAAAAGGCAAAAAGAAGAUAAACAAGGUAGUCGCAGACCCAGGAACCGCAGCAGAGGUCAGCUCAUUGUCAAAAACUCAAAGGCUACGACUUUGCAGUUUGACUCUGAUUUUGACUUUGAAACAGCGAAUGCUCAGUUUAAAGAUGACCUUACAAAAGAAAAAGAAGUCACAGCUGAAAAAGUAGAGUCAGCCAAAACUCCAGAAAGUCAAGAUAUGGAAGAGGUGGAGACUCCUGGUGACAAAUACUAUGACAAAGCCAAAUGCUUCUUUGAUAACAUCUCAUCGGACCUUAAACCCAGGAGAACCACAUGGGCAGAAGAGAAGAAGUUGAACAUGGAAACGUUUGGUGUUACCGGCCGCUUCCUCAGAGGCAGAGGCUUCAGAGGCCGGGGACGUAGAAAGGAGAACACUGUCGACCCUCGACCCCUCAAAGUUGGCAGUGGAAGGGUCUGAAUGUUUUGUUCUUGUAAAUAAUAGUCUUUUUGUACUAAAUUAAGAAGUACCUCCCUAUUUUCUACAUUUGUUUUUUUUUUUCUAAUUAUCCUAAAUGUAGUUUAGUCUAAUUUAAACUGGGAGCUGUUUAUUUUAGAUUGAGCAUGAU
Molecule: messenger RNA, 790 nt
Organism: Cynoglossus semilaevis (tongue sole)
Lineage: Eukaryota; Metazoa; Chordata; Actinopteri; Pleuronectiformes; Cynoglossidae
Product: protein LSM14 homolog B-like
Exons: 5
Coding region: 1-642 (213 amino acids)
Molecular function (GO): mRNA binding
Source: RefSeq, a predicted model, not a curated record